This is a messenger RNA of Seriola aureovittata, 1139 nucleotides long. RefSeq lists its product as uncharacterized. NCBI's taxonomy places the organism in Eukaryota, Metazoa, Chordata, Actinopteri, Carangiformes, Carangidae. The transcript is spliced from 8 exons. The record is from RefSeq and is a predicted model, not a curated record. The coding region runs from base 209 to 853 and encodes 214 amino acids.
UGAGCCUGAGCUCCACACACGCCCCUCCUCUUUGAACAUUUUUAGAUCAGCUGGGAGUUAGGGGUGGAGUCAGGCACUGCCAAGAUGGCGACGGUGAAGCAGCUCACUCUGAGCCUCAGACACCUUGACUGAACAGAAGGACGGUGGUUCAGUGACGUUAAACUGCUCUGUGCUCACACCUGAACCCAGCAGGUACCUGGUGAAGUGGAUGUAUCAGGGCGAAGAUGUGGAUACACAUCACAGAGACUUGAGGACGUCACAGUCCGGCUGCUGGGCCUCUGUGAAUUUUGAGGAACCUCGCUUUAUUCAUGAGUUGUUGAAGUGUAACGUAACACACAAGUCUGCUCACACUGGAGUAUUGCAUCACUUCACCUUCAGCAGUCAGUCCUCAGGUGAGACAACAGGUGAGACAACAGGUGAGGGCGAACAAACAACAACAACAGCUGAAAACACAAGAUCAGUUUUAAACACGACGUCAUUCAACGAUGCUUCAUCAAAACAACAAGGUCGGUGGUUGGUGUUCAUCACUGUCGCUGCGGGUUUAGUGAUGCUCCUGAUAAUUGUUGUGUUGGUGAUCAAGUGGAAAAGAACUGAAGGGAACAGAACGCAGAGGGAUCACAGCGCUGGGCUGAGCUUAAACCAAGAGACCCGUCAGGACACGGCUGAUCCUGAAGACGGCGUUUCCUACUCCUCCGUCAUCGCCAUCAGGAUGACCAACAGUAAAGCCCAGGUUCGCCGUAAUGAUGAUGAUGAUGAUGAUGAUGAUGAAGGUGAUCCAGUGAUCUACAGCAAUGUGAAAACUUCCUCCUCUUCUGAUCCCAGCAGCAUGUACUCCAACUUCCCAAACAUAUAAGAGUACAAAUAAGCCCACAAGCAAAUGUAAUAUAUGUACAUAUGAAUUUUGCCAGAAAUGGUGGCCAUCUUGAAUUCUUGAAUGGCUCAUGUGUUUUAUCAAAAGAGUGAUACCCAAGAAAGAUUUGUGUCAAGUUUAGCAUUUUUAUUCACAUGUGAACGAUUUCUCUGUAAUAUGUAGACAUCUGCACUAAAGGUAAUUAUGUGAUUCAUGAUUCUGAUGUCAGUCACUUACACCCACUGACUUUACAUUUGUAGACCUUUCACAAUAAAAGACACAGUAUCAA